CGUUGGCGUGUUUGGAUGAUCCAGUGUUCUGUAUGAGUGUUCAGAGUGGACUUUUCUCGUCCUUCCUCGACUCUUGGACGUUUGUCAAAUGUUCGGCUUUCAGGCUCUUUCAGUUUUUCCUGAUGAGGUCCAUCAGCUGUCAGUGAAUAGAGAAGCGGCAUGCCCUGAGCAGCAGGAGAGGAGUGAGCAUCUGAAAAUUAAAGAUGAACCUGAGGAACUGUGGAGCAAUCAAGAGACAGAUCAUCUUCGAGGGCAAGAGGAGGAUGAUAUCAAGUUCACUUUAUUUCCUGUCCCUGUGAAGAGUGAAGAUGAUGAAGAGGGACCUCAGUCUUCACAGCAUUCUCAAAAACAAACCAAAGAGUCAGCCAGGUACUUUGAUUCAGAGAGAGAUUUACAACAACAUUCUGAGGUCAAGACUGAAGACUCUUCUGAUCCAGAGACUGAUGACAGUGCUGAUUGGAGGGAGAUGACAGAAGACCAGUCAGGUUUAAAGUCAGUGGAGAAAAGCAGAAAAAUGAGAGCAAAGAUUCCAAAGAAAUUGUAUAUCUGCUCAGAGUGUGGAAAAAGAUUUAAGGAUAAAACAGGUUUGACUAAACACAAGGUUGUUCAUACUAAAGAAAAACCAUUCAGCUGCUCUGUGUGUUGUCAGAGAUUUACCCUAAAAGGAAAUUUAACUUCACACAUGACAAUUCACAUUAGUGAAAAAACUUUUGUCUGCUCUGUGUGUGGCCAGGGAUUUUCCCGGAUAGGGACUUUAACUGUUCACAUGAGAAUUCACACAAGAGAGAAACCAUUUGUCUGCUCUGUGUGUGGUCAGGGAUUUACCCAAAAAGGAAAUAUGACCUCACACAUGAGAGUUCACACAGGUGAAAAACCUUUUGUCUGCUCUGUGUGUGGCCAGGGAUUUUCCCGAAUAGGGACUUUAACUGUUCACAUGAGAAUUCACACAAAAGAGAAACCAUUUGUCUGCUCUGUGUGUGGUCAGACAUUUACCAAAAAAGGGAGUUUAACUGCGCACAUGAGAGUUCACACAGGAGAGAAACCAUUUGUCUGCUCUGUGUGUGGUCAGGGAUUUGCCCAAAAAGGAAAUUUAACUGCACACAUGAGAAUUCACACAGGUGAAAAACCUUUUGUCUGCUCUGUGUGUGGUCAGGGAUUUACUCAAAAAGGAACUUUAACUGUUCACAUGAGAAAUCACAGAUGAGAAACCAUUUGUCUGCUCUGAUUCUGGUGAGAGAAUUAUCCUAAAAGCAAGUUUAAAGAGUCACAUGAGAAUUCACACAGGUGAGAAACC
Cheilinus undulatus (humphead wrasse) is the source of this 1294-nucleotide messenger RNA. Its product is annotated as gastrula zinc finger protein XlCGF8.2DB-like. The record is from RefSeq and is a predicted model, not a curated record. Lineage: Eukaryota; Metazoa; Chordata; Actinopteri; Labriformes; Labridae. Gene Ontology annotation, cellular component: nucleus. The transcript is spliced from 2 exons. Bases 89 to 1204 code for a protein of 371 amino acids.